AAUAUGCCGAAGCGGAAACGGAAGCCGCGAUCUGUAAUCUACCUGGUUCCUUUUGGGCCUGAGAGGAAAGGAGAGAAAGAGGCCGUGAGGUCUGACGAGAAGCUGAUCUAAUUUCCUCUGGUUGAAACUUUUACCUACCAAAAUGUCAAAACGACCAUCUUAUGCUCCACCACCCACCCCAGCCCCCACAACCCAAAUGCCAAGCACACCGGGGUUUGUGGGAUACAAUCCAUACAGCCAUCUGGCGUACAACAACUACAGGCUGGGAGGGAACCCGGGCACCAACAGCCGGGCCACGGCAUCAUCGGGUAUUACAAUCCCCAAACCCCCAAAGCCUCCAGAUAAGCCACUCAUGCCCUACAUGAGGUACAGCAGGAAGGUCUGGGACCAAGUGAAGGCAUCCAACCCUGACUUGAAGUUAUGGGAAAUUGGGAAGAUCAUUGGAGGGAUGUGGCGUGACCUCACUGAUGAAGAGAAGCAAGAAUACUUAAAUGAAUAUGAAGCAGAAAAGAUAGAGUACAACGAAUCAAUGAAGGCCUAUCAUAAUUCACCUGCUUACCUUGCCUAUAUCAAUGCCAAAAGCCGUGCUGAAGCUGCACUGGAGGAGGAAAGCCGGCAAAGGCAAUCCCGAAUGGAGAAAGGUGAACCUUAUAUGAGCAUCCAGCCUGCUGAGGAUCCAGAUGAUUAUGAUGAUGGAUUUUCUAUGAAACAUACUGCUACUGCCCGUUUCCAGAGAAACCAUCGCUUAAUUAGUGAGAUCCUGAGUGAAAGCGUAGUCCCUGAUGUUAGAUCUGUGGUUACUACAGCAAGAAUGCAAGUCCUCAAACGCCAAGUCCAGUCAUUAAUGGUUCAUCAGCGUAAACUUGAAGCUGAACUCCUUCAAAUUGAAGAACGUCAUCAAGAAAAAAAGAGGAAGUUUUUGGAAAGCACUGAAUCCUUUAACAGUGAGCUUAAACGGCUCUGCAGCCUGAAAGUAGAAGUGGACAUGGAGAAAAUUGCAGCAGAAAUUGCACAGGCUGAAGAACAAGCCCGUAAGCGGCAGGAAGAAAGGGAGAAAGAGGCUGCAGAGCAAGCUGAACGCAAUCAGACCACCAUGGCCACUGAGGAGGAGCAGGCAGCCAGCAAGGCAGAGGAGAAAAAAGAAGAGGGAACUCCUCCCAUGGAAACAGAAGAACCUCCUCCAGAAGAAGCUAUUGAGACUCAGCAGAAUGGUGAAGGGACGUCCACUCCUGAAGACAAGGAAAGUGGGCAAGAAGGUGUUGAAAGCAUGGCAGAGGAAGGAACAAGUGAUAGCAACACUGGUUCAGAAAGCAAUAGUGCCCUAGCUGAAGAACCCCCAGCUGACCCAAUAACUUCAGAAGAUGGUGAAAAGAAAGAGUAAAAAAAAGUCACUUCUUUCCAUAUAGGUCUUCCCUUUUUCAAAAGAUUUGUGAAUUGUAGUGGAGUUGAUAUGUAAGCUGUCAUUAGUAUUGUUUUUUGUAGGUUGUUGCACAAUAUAACCCAUGCAUUUUUUAAUCUAUAUGCUAUGAUUAAAAAAAACAUUAGUUACCAAACAAUAUGAUUUACAAGAAUAGCAUCGUGUUUCUUAAUUUAGCUUUAUGAUUGAUUUUAUUAUUUUUCUAUAUCUAAGCCUUUGAAAAAUUACCUUGUUCUCGGUUAGUAGCGGACCACUUAGAGUGAGAUUUAUAUAUUCCGAAUUAUAGCUUUCAAACCUGAUCAAUAUUAUUACUUAUAGAAACUAUAGAAUUUAAAUAACUGCUCAUCUUCAAAUAAAUGUCCCAUUUUUACUACAUCCAAAACAAGUGCUACACUGAACCAUGCAGUUCAUUCAAAAUCAAAUUUUCUGCCUCUCCAAAAUAGUUUUUAAAAAUAUUAAUUUUAAAUCUAUAAUAAAAAUAGUAUGUUUGACUUCACAAAAGAAA
This is a messenger RNA of Thamnophis elegans (Western terrestrial garter snake), 1922 nucleotides long. RefSeq names its product SWI/SNF related, matrix associated, actin dependent regulator of chromatin, subfamily e, member 1 (gene SMARCE1). The record is from RefSeq and is a predicted model, not a curated record. Lineage: Eukaryota; Metazoa; Chordata; Lepidosauria; Squamata; Natricidae. Gene Ontology annotation, molecular function: nucleosomal DNA binding; nuclear receptor binding. Gene Ontology annotation, cellular component: SWI/SNF complex. Gene Ontology annotation, biological process: negative regulation of DNA-templated transcription. The transcript has 11 exons. Bases 143 to 1381 code for a protein of 412 amino acids.